Molecule: messenger RNA, 897 nt
Organism: Trichosurus vulpecula (common brushtail)
Lineage: Eukaryota; Metazoa; Chordata; Mammalia; Diprotodontia; Phalangeridae
Product: vomeronasal type-1 receptor 1-like
Exons: 1
Coding region: 1-897 (298 amino acids)
Biological process (GO): G protein-coupled receptor signaling pathway
Cellular component (GO): membrane
Molecular function (GO): pheromone receptor activity
Source: RefSeq, a predicted model, not a curated record
AUGAUUUCUUACAAGGAUGUCCUGGGGAUCAUUUAUCUGAUCCAGUUUAUGAGUGGAAUCCUGGGUAACAGUCUCCUCUUUUGUUUUUAUAGCAUUAAUUUCAAAUCUGAACAUAACAAAAGAUCUGUCGACCCAUUUCUCAUCCAUUUGGCCUUUGUCAACACCAUGAUGCUUCUCUUCAGAGGAGUACCUAAGAUCAUAGAGAUCUGGGGGUGGGAAAACUUCUUGGAUGAUAUUGGGUGUAAGUUAAUUACCUAUCUCCAAAGAAUGUCCCGAGGCCUUUCACUCUGCAGCAUCAGUCUGCUUAGUGUCUUUCAAGUGAUCACUAUUAGUCCCAAUAGCCCUUUAUGGGCAUUGCUCAAAGCCAGAUCUCACAAAUGUAUCAUACCCUGUUGUCUGUUCUGUUGGGUUGUCAAUCUGUUAAUGGAUAUUUUUGUCCCCUUGUACGUAACUAGUCCAAGCAAUAGCACAAAUAAAGGAAGAAAGAAUUUGGGAUACUGCCUUAUAGAUAUGCAUGCCAUGAGUCCUUUAAAAGUUCAUAUUUGGAAGUCUCUGUAUGAUAGUUUACUUGUGGGUAUCAUGACCUGCAGCAGUGUCUACAUGGUAGUUUUCCUAUAUAGACACCGACAGCAAGUUGUAUACAUUCACAGCACUAACCUCUCAUCCAGAGUCACCCCUGAGAUUAGAGCCACCAAAGCCAUCUUGCUGCUGGUGACCACCUUUGCCUGCUUUAACAUAAUCAGUGGUCCUUUUAUUCUUUAUGUAGAAAAUUCUAAUGGAACCAUUUCUUGGGCAGAUCAUAUCACCGCUUUUCUAUCCAUGUCUUUUCAAUCAAUCAGCCCAUUUGUGAUGAUCACCAGUGACACCCAAAUUCAUAAGUCCUGUUCUAUUCUAUGA